CUAUAUUCUACUUUCUUCAAGGCUUGGAGAAAAAGAAUCCCCAAUUCGAACAAUCCCUGCAGUUUGAAGGGUUUCUUCUUUUCCUAUUGAAUCGAAUCUCAGUGAAAGAAAGUAAUCGGAACCCUAGCUUUUUUCCCAUCCGUCCUUUAUCUCAAGAAUCACUAUUUCACUCAAUUUCAGAUUUUGGCGAAGAUGACUCAAGAUGUUGAGAUGAAGGAGCAGCAGCCUGCCCCCGCUGCUGACAAUUCCGUCUCGUUGAUUUCGCCCUCCGUUCUUGAGCAAUUGAAGGACAUAGCUGCUUUGAUUGAGACGGGGGCUUACACACGUGAGGUUAGGAGGAUUACGAGGGCUAUCCGGUGGACAAUUCAGAUAAGGAAGAAGCUAAAUGUGUCUGUGCUUUCUGCAUUUCUGAAUUCUGCAUUCGCCCCUGGGUCUGAAGUGCAUUCUCGCUUGGCGUCUUAUAUUCCUAAAGAAGAGGAUCAAGACAUGGAAGUGGAUAUAGAAACAUCUGCUACUCUUCCAUCAAAGCACUCAUUACCGGAGAUUGAGAUCUAUUGCUAUUUGCUUGUCCUAAUAUUUUUGAUUGAUCAGAAGAGAUACGAUGAGGCUAAGGCUUGUUCUUCAGCUAGUAUUGCACGCAUAAAGAAUCUCAACAGGCGGACUAUUGAUGUCCUGGCAUCCAGGCUCUACUUUUACUAUUCUCUGAGCUAUGAACUUACUGGUGAUCUUGCUGAAAUACGAGGCUCCUUGCAUGCUUUGCAUCGUACUGCUACUUUGCGCCAUGAUGAGCUGGGGCAGGAGACACUUUUGAAUCUGCUGUUGAGGAAUUACCUCCAUUACAACUUAUAUGAUAAAGCGGAGAAAUUAAGAUCAAAGGCUCCUCGUUUUGAGGCUCACUCAAAUCAGCAGUUCUGCCGAUACCUCUUCUACCUUGGAAAAAUCAGGACAAUUCAGCUAGAAUAUACUGAUGCCAAAGAGUCUCUCCUUCAAGCUGCAAGAAAAGCACCAGUUUCUGCUCUGGGUUUCCGAAUCCUGUGCAACAAGUGGGCUGUGAUUGUGCGAUUGCUGCUUGGAGAGAUUCCGGAAAGAACUGUUUUCAUGCAGAAAGGAAUGGAAAAGGCUCUUAGGCCAUACUUUGAGCUCACAAAUGCUGUUCGGAUAGGAGAUUUGGAGCUGUUCAAGACAGUGGCUGAGAAGUUCGCCAGCACCUUCAGCUCUGAUGGAACCAACAAUCUGAUUGUCAGGCUACGGCACAAUGUGAUCAGGACUGGUUUACGCAACAUUAGCAUCUCAUACUCCAAGAUAUCUCUUGCUGAUGUUGCUAAGAAGCUGAGAUUGGAUUCUCCGAAUCCUAUUGCUGAUGCUGAAAGUAUCGUAGCCAAAGCAAUUAGAGACGGUGCGAUUGAUGCCACACUUGACCACGCUAGUGGAUGGAUGAUAUCAAAAGAAACUGGGGACAUAUACUCAACAAAUGAGCCUCAAAUCGCAUUCAACUCCAGGAUUGCUUUUUGCCUUAACAUGCACAAUGAAGCUGUGCGUGCUCUACGAUUUCCACCAAAUUCUGAUAAGGAAAAGGAGAGUGCAGAGAAGAGAAGAGAGAGACAGCAGCAAGAGCAAGAACUUGCUAAACAUAUAGCUGAGGAGGAUGAUGACGAAUUCUAAUGAACGAUGUUCCACCAUGGUUGUCAGUUUUUCGUACAAUGAUGUUCCUCAAACCGAUGGAGGCUACUAGCUUUGGAAUAGGUGUGAGCUAUGUCUUGGACAAGUAUAUGUUGGUUGCACUUUGAUUCAUUAAACAGCGAAGAACCGUUUUUAAUGUUGAACAUAGUUGAAAUUGCAAGUUUAUUAACAUUAAAUUUUAUCAAAAUACAUUGUGUUUCGUUCAA
Messenger RNA from Salvia hispanica, 1886 nucleotides. RefSeq names its product putative 26S proteasome non-ATPase regulatory subunit 3. The record is from RefSeq and is a predicted model, not a curated record. Gene Ontology annotation, cellular component: proteasome complex; proteasome regulatory particle, lid subcomplex. Gene Ontology annotation, biological process: regulation of protein catabolic process; ubiquitin-dependent protein catabolic process. Lineage: Eukaryota; Viridiplantae; Streptophyta; Magnoliopsida; Lamiales; Lamiaceae. Gene Ontology annotation, molecular function: enzyme regulator activity.